CCCGCACUGCAGCAGCUGCGCCUCGCCUGUGGCUCUCAGGUCCGGGCAGAGUCACACGGAGCGUGGGGGAGGGGGCCGCGUCCCCUUGUCGGUUCCCGGGGGACCGAGGAGGGAGAUCCCUGUUCCUGCCCUCCCCUCGCCUCCCCCCGCGCUCGCCCAUCGGGGAGGAGGAAACGCGAGCAGCGCGCAGACACCUCCUCCUCGGCCCAGCGCUGCCGGCCGCGCCACGGCGCCUGUUGCUGCGACCGCGAAGGACCGCCGGGCCGCGCCACGAGAAGAGGCGGGAGACGCCGCGCGCUGCCCUCCGCCCGAACGCCGCGAGAGCUGAGCCGGGGGCGUGAUGGGCGCCCCGCCCUUCCAGGCCAACCCCGGGGCGCCCCCGAGCACCUGCGCGCCCCGGCGCCGCCCGGGGCUCUGAGCGCCCGCACAGGAGCCUGCCUCAGAAGCGUGGAAAAUAGAUUGCUCGGUCCAAAAUAGAAAACCAGUGGCAAGAAUUUGCUGAGUCUCUAGACCUUUCCCAAGAUGGAACCAAUAACAUUCACAGCAAGGAAACUUCCAUUGCCCAGUGAGGUCUCGGUGGCCUUCGGCCUCCAGCUGGUGGGCUCCCUGCCUGUGCACUCGCUGACCACCAUGCCCAUGCUGCCUUGGGUUGUGGCGGAGGUGCGGCGCCUCAGCGGCCAGUCCUCCAAAAAGGAGCCUGUGGUCAGACAAGUCCGGCUUUGGGUUUCGCCCUCUGGGCUGAGAUGUGAACCUGAUCCCGGGAGGAGUCAACAAUGGGAUCCUUUGAUCUGCUCGAGCAUCUUUGAGUGCAAGCCUCAGCGAGUCCACAAACUGAUCCACAACAGUCAUGACCCGAGCUACUUCGCGUGUCUGAUUAAGGAGGAUGCUGUCUACCGGCAGAGCGUCUGCUAUGUGUUCAAAGCAGAUGAUCAAACAAAAGUGCCUGAGAUCAUCAGCUCCAUCCGCCAGGCCGGGAAGAUCGCCCGCCAGGAGGAGCUGCGCUGCCCUUCGGAGUUUGACGACACCUUCGCCAAGAAGUUCGAGGUCCUUUUCUGCGGCCGCGUGACGGUGGCGCACAAGAAGGCGCCUCCGGCCCUGAUCGACGAGUGCAUCGAGAAGUUCAACAACAUCUGCUGCAGCCUGAGAGCGGACGGGGAGCCGCUCUCGCAGGGUCCUGAGCCCCCAGUGGACUCCGACAGGGUCCUUUCAAGCCCCGGCGCCGCCAGGCGCAGGCCCAUGCGCAAGUCCCAGUCGCAGCCCGGCCUGCGCUCGCUGGCCUACCGCAGGGAGUUCCAGGACGGCGGCCUGCGCAGCUUCAGCCUCUUCAGCUCCUUCGAGGAGAACGACAUCGAGAACCACUUGAUCGGUGGGCACCAUGUCGUGCAGCCCACGGACAUUGAGGAAAAUCGAACUAUGCUCUUCACGAUCGGCCAGUCUGAAGUUUACCUCAUCAGUCCUGACACCAAAAAAAUAGCAUUGGAGAAAAAUUUUAAGGAGAUAUCCUUUUGCUCUCAGGGCAUCCGACAUGUGGACCACUUCGGGUUUAUCUGCCGGGAGUCUUCGGGCAAUGGUGGCUUUCAUUUUGUCUGCUACGUGUUCCAGUGUGCGAACGAAGCUCUGGUUGAUGAAAUCAUGAUGACCCUCAAGCAGGCUUUCACGGUGGCCGCGGUACAGCAGACUGCGAAGGCGCCAGCCCAGCUGUGUGAGGCCUGCCCCUUGCAGGGUCUGCAUAAGCUCUGCGAGAGGAUAGAGGGAAUGAACUCUUCCAAAACCAAAUUAGAACUCCAGAAGCACCUGACUACACUGACUAAUCAGGAGCAGGCGACUAUUUUUGAAGAGGUGCAGAAAUUGAGACCAAGAAAUGAGCAGCGGGAAAAUGAAUUGAUCAUUUCUUUUCUGAGAUGUUUAUAUGAAGAGAAGCAAAAAGAACACAUUCAUUUUGGAGAGGUGAAGCAGACACCACAGAUUGCAGCAGAGAAUAUUGGUAGUGAAUUACCAACCAGCACCCCUCGAUUUAGGCUGGAUAUGCUGAAAAACAAAGCAAAGAGGUCUUUAACAGAGUCUCUAGAAAGUAUUUUGUCGCGGGGUAAUAAAGCCAGAGGCCUGCAGGAUCACUCCACCAGCGUGGAUCUGGACAGCUCUGUGUCUAGUACACUAAGUAGCACCAGCAAAGAGCCAUCCACCGGGGACAGAGAGGCCCUCCCCAUCUCUGAGAGCUCCUUCAAGCUCCUCGGCUCCUCAGAUGACCUGUCCAAUGACUCGGAGAGCCACACCCUGGAGGAGCCUGCCCCGCUGUCCCCGCAGCAGGCCUUCCGGAGGCGAGCCAACACCCUGAGCCACGUCCCUGUGCAGUGCCUGGUGCCUCCGGAGCCAGCCCAGGGGACUCCGGGAGCCAGCCAGAGGAAGCUCAUGAGGUAUCACUCGGUGAGCACGGAGACGCCUCACGAACGCAACGUGGACCAUGCAUCUGUGGGCCAGUCUAAGCGCUGCUCAGGGCAGACUUCCGAUUCUUCUCCUCCUCGUCUUAACCCCUCUGCCUCCUCGCCAAACUUUUUUAAGUAUCUAAAACAUAAUUCCAGUGGAGAACAAAGCGGGAAUGCUAUGCCGAAGAGCAUCUCGUACCGUAAUGCCCUGCGGAAAAAACUUCAUUCUUCUUCCUCUGUGCCAAAUUUUCUAAAAUUUCUGGCUCCUGUAGAUGAGAAUAACACCUCUGACUUUAUGAACACAAAAAGGGAUUUUGAGUCCAAAGCAAACCACCUGGGAGAUGUGGGUGAGACCCCUGUGAAGACCCGGCGGCACUCAUGGCGGCAGCAGAUCUUCCUGCGAGUGGCCACGCCGCAGAAGGCGAGUGACUCUCCUGGCAGAUAUGAAGAUUAUUCAGAGAUAGGAGAGCUUCCCCCGCGGUCUCCUUUGGAGCCAGUGUGUGAAGAUGGGUCCUUCGGCCCUGUACCGGAGGAAAGGAAGAGGUCUCCGAGGGAGCUGCGGGAGCUGUGGAGGAAGGCCAUUCUGCAGCAGAUUCUGCUGCUUAGGAUGGAGAAGGAAAACCAGAAGCUGCAAGCCUCUGAGAAUGAUUUGCUGAACAAGCGCCUAAAGCUCGAUUAUGAAGAAAUCACUCCCUGCCUUAAAGAAGUCACUGCAGUGUGGGAAAAGAUGCUUGGCUUUCCAGGAAGAUCAAAAAUUAAGUUCGAUAUGGAAAAAAUGCACUCUGCUGUGGGGCAAGGUGUGCCACGUCAUCACCGUGGUGAAAUCUGGAAAUUUCUGGCCGAGCAGUUCCAACUUAGACACCCAUUUCCUAGUAAACAGCAGCCAAAGGAUGUGCCCUACAAGGAACUCCUGAAGCAGCUCACCUCCCAGCAGCACGCUAUCCUCAUUGACCUGGGACGAACCUUUCCUACGCACCCUUACUUCUCUGCGCAGCUGGGAGCAGGGCAGCUGUCCCUUUACAACAUUCUGAAGGCCUACUCACUCCUCGACCAGGAAGUAGGAUAUUGCCAAGGCCUCAGCUUUGUAGCGGGCAUCCUGCUACUUCAUAUGAGUGAAGAAGAGGCAUUUAAAAUGCUCAAGUUUCUUAUGUUUGACAUGGGACUGCGGAAACAGUAUCGGCCAGACAUGAUUAUUUUGCAGAUGGAGAAGACCAUCAGUCAGGUGUUUGAGAUGGACAUUGCUAAACAGUUGCAGGCUUAUGAAGUUGAGUACCACGUGCUUCAAGAAGAGCUUAUUGAUUCCUCUCCUCUCAGUGACAACCAAAGAAUGGAUAAAUUAGAGAAAACCAACAGCAGCUUGCGUAAACAGAACCUUGACCUCCUUGAGCAGUUGCAGGUGGCGCAUGGUAAGAUCCAGAGCCUUGAAGCUACAGUCGAGAAACUCCUGACCAGCGAGAGCAAGCUGAAGCAGGCCGUGCUGGCCUUGGAGCUGGAGCGCACCACCCUGCUGCAGACGGUAGAGGAGCUGCAGAGGCGGCCCGAGGAGCCAAGCACAGGGUAGCCUGGUCACGGCCAGCCUGCGCCCACAGGUGACUGACAGCUCUGCAGAAAGAUCGCACACCCUCCUAACACUGUCCAGGCCUUAGUCGUGACAGACAGAAGAUGCUGGAGUGAGAGGAUGGAAUAUGAUGUGAACUUCUCAGGGAGGAAACUGGUUUGCCAACAGGCAAAUAUGUUUUUGAGCUCGGACUUGCAAAUCAGAAGGCAAAUGUCCCAGUGUUUAUUUUUGUUUUAGGUUCUUAUUCAUCCCUUCUCCAGUCCUAAUUACUGUACUUAGUAACUUUAGAUGGCAUGGACAUAAAUAAAUGCACCUUUAUGUUUUCUUGUUGUUUCCUCUUUGAGAAGCCCUGUGUUUGCAAAGAGCAUUCAUAAUGCUGAGAUUUCCAAAGCAGGAAAGGCUCAAGGUGAUCCCUCAAGCAAAAGUGUGGGUCUGUUGUUCAUAAAGGCAGAGUCCAUGUGUGACCACAGCCUUAGCGGCGCCGAGAAAGGGCAGUUGGCUCUUGUCCAUUCUUGUCAUGGAAACCUAGAUGAGCAUGGGGAAGGACUGACAGGGACUUACUUAAGUUGGCUAUCUUGAUGACUAUCAGUAAACUUGAUCUGUAUUUUGGUACUUAGUGAAGUCUGCUUUUAAAAACAAUUGGAGUGUUUUCCAUACAGUCUUGCUUGUCAGUUUAAGUCUAGUUGAUCAAAGUCAUGGUAGAUAAAUGUUUUAUGAAAAAUCACCAAUUUCAGGCUACCAGGUAUUGUUAGCAUGUGAUCUACAGUUGUGGGGUUUGAGAUAUUUAUUUUUUUGUGAUAAUUUCACACCCAUACUACAGAGUCAUGUAUUUAUUUUUGCCUGUUGUAUGAUGUAUCACAGCUAUGUAUUCCUUUGAGUCUCAACCUCUUGGAAAUCUGAUUCUUCUAGAAGGAGCAGGACGCAGCAAGAUUUUCAGGGCCUUGCAGAGAGUCCAGGCUGAAAUUGCAGUCCGACGUAUGGCAGCUAGCAAUUUUUCAGAGGUAGGAUGUAUACUUUGAACAUAGCUCACAACGACUCCCCUCCCUCUGGAUGAUGGCAACCCCGUGCCUUCAAGUGAAGUACUGCUCAUAGUUGCCCUGCCUUUGUUUCUUUACAAAGGCCCAGAGAACUGUGCAGGUGCAAGCUACCUCCUGGGCACAGGGAUCGUUUCUGGUCUUGACAUUCUAGUGGUGACCACAGGAGUUUCUUUGGACUGUGUUGGCAGCAGGAUCUUUUUUAUACCUGGGUGAGAGGGCAGAUUGCCAUACUCAAGAGUCAUUGUGAAUCUCCCCGCCAUUGCAAAAGUAGUUUAAAAUGUUCCCCUAGUGCCUAAAGGUUUGGUUGGCAUGUGAGACUCCUUCCUGGUUAGAGGAUAGCAGUUCUCAUCUUAAACCGUGAAGAUAAAUCCAAUCGCUGCUAUCCUAGUUGGUUCUGACAAAGCUUGGAUUAUUUAACAUUUGAGGGCUUUUUUCCACAUUGUAUUUUACUAUUUGAAUAUUUAAUAAUGUUGAAUUUUGGACAUCUUAUUGCUAUUCCUCAAAAACAUUGUGCAUUGAGAAACAAGCAAUAAAAUGAUAAGUAACUCAUG
Molecule: messenger RNA, 5569 nt
Organism: Octodon degus (degu)
Lineage: Eukaryota; Metazoa; Chordata; Mammalia; Rodentia; Octodontidae
Gene: Tbc1d1
Product: TBC1 domain family member 1
Exons: 21
Coding region: 523-3984 (1153 amino acids)
Source: RefSeq, a predicted model, not a curated record